AUGGGUCGUGUCAGGACUAAGACCGUCAAAAAAGCAGCGAAAAUCAUCAUUGAGAAGUAUUACACUAAGUUAACUCUUGAUUUUGAUACAAACAAGAGAAUAUGUGAGGAAAUUGCUAUCAUCCCAACUAAGCCUCUUCGUAAUAAAAUUGCUGGGUUUGCCACCCAUUUAAUGAGACGUCUCAGACAUUCCCAAGUUCGUGGUAUCUCCAUUAAACUGCAGGAGGAGGAGCGUGAAAGGCGUGACAACUAUGUUCCAGAAGUGUCUGCUUUGGAACACGACAUUAUUGAAGUAGAUCCUGACACUAAGGAAAUGUUGAAAAUGCUUGACUUCAACAACAUUAAUGGUCUUCAACUCACCCAACCUGCUACACAGGGUGGAUAUGGUGGCAGACGUAAU
Molecule: messenger RNA, 399 nt
Organism: Brenthis ino (lesser marbled fritillary)
Lineage: Eukaryota; Metazoa; Arthropoda; Insecta; Lepidoptera; Nymphalidae
Source: the annotation of a GenBank genome assembly